Molecule: messenger RNA, 534 nt
Organism: Glossina fuscipes
Lineage: Eukaryota; Metazoa; Arthropoda; Insecta; Diptera; Glossinidae
Exons: 2
Coding region: 1-534 (177 amino acids)
Biological process (GO): DNA integration
Molecular function (GO): nucleic acid binding
Source: RefSeq, a predicted model, not a curated record
AUGGAUCUAAACAAAGAUAAAAGAGAUAUAGUUAAUGAACUACACAAACAAGCACGUAAACAUUUCAGAAGAAGACGAGUUGUCAUCAAAGGAAUUGAUGAUUUGUGGCAAGCAGGUCUCGUUGAAAUGAUAAGCUAUACAGUACAAAAUAACGGUUAUCGUUGUCUUUUAACAGUAAUGGCUACAUUUUCGAAAAAGGCUUGGGCUAUGGCGGUGAAAAACAAAACUGCUCAAAACGUAACGAAUGCUAUGAAGAGAAUUUUUGAGAAAAGUCAUGGCAAACCGAAAAAUAUGCAUACUGAUGAUGCCGAUUUAAUUAUAAGUAAAUAUCAUGAUGUUAAUGAGAAAGGGGGUAUACUCAAUAUUCAAGCCAAUUAUAAUACCUUACAAACACGUAUAAAGAGUACAAUAGAUCCAAUUUACUUCGAUAAGAAGCGUUCGAUUGGAUCAUUAUUGGGGUUUAGUAAGAGAAAAUUACAACAAGGUAUAGAACACUAUUCAGAUAAAACAACCGAUAUAACGAAUGUAAUGUAA